Molecule: messenger RNA, 1195 nt
Organism: Dioscorea cayenensis subsp. rotundata (Guinea yam)
Lineage: Eukaryota; Viridiplantae; Streptophyta; Magnoliopsida; Dioscoreales; Dioscoreaceae
Product: LOB domain-containing protein 25-like
Exons: 3
Coding region: 292-879 (195 amino acids)
Source: RefSeq, a predicted model, not a curated record
AUCUAAAAAGAAUUGCUCUCAUAUUCCAUUCCUCACACUAAUUAAAUGCUCUUUGUUCUUUCACCCAUCCACUCCUCUACUCCUUCCCUUGCUACUAUCUAAGCUAGCUAGUUCUUCUUUCAGGGCACCAACUUCUCUUGAAUCAUGGAAAAACUGAUCAGCAACUGCAGUUGAGUGAGGUUGAGGCAAGAGGAUCAGCUGUGAUCAGUGAAAGUCUUCCUUCUUAAUUUCAUCACUAUAUAUCAUUUUUCAGAUUUUAAUUUCAGGUAGCUAGUGGUUGUCUGUCUCAUCAUGGCAUCCUCAAGCUCUUCCAACUCCCCCUGCGCUGCUUGCAAGUUCCUGAGAAGGAAGUGCAUACCAGGUUGCAUUUUUGCUCCAUACUUCCCACCGGAAGAGCCACAGAAGUUUGCAAACGUGCACAAAAUCUUCGGAGCAAGCAAUGUGACCAAGUUACUGAAUGAAGUGCUUCCUCACCAAAGAGAAGAUGCAGUGAACUCACUUGCAUAUGAAGCUGAAGCACGCAUGAAAGAUCCUGUUUAUGGGUGUGUUGGAGCCAUUUCAGUGUUGCAGAGGCAAGUCCAGAGGUUGCAGAAGGAGCUUGAUGCUGCCAAUGCUGACCUCCUUCGUUAUGCUUGUGGUGAGAUCCCUACUGCUAUGCCAGUUGCUGCAAUAGCUACUGGUAUGACUGCAUCUAGAGUUAACAACAAUGGGGGAGGAAAUGGAGGAGGAGCUCUUUACUAUACUUCUGGACCACCUCUUUCUUAUUCUCCAAAUCUAUGGAGUACUACUGGGAACAAUAACCAUAAUAAUAAUAGUGGAAAUACUAGUGCAGGAGAUCAUAUGGAUCAUCAAAGGAAGGGAAGGGAGACCAGAAUGUGAAGUCAAGAGACACAGCUAGCUAGCUUCUUCAUUAAUUACUGCUAUAUUUAUGUGUGUGUCUCAGUGUCUCCUUUUAUUUUCAGUAAGUGCUUCUUAUCAAGAACUUGAGUAAUUGCUUGUGUUUCAAUGUGUCAUGGCUUUAGUGAUAUAUCCCUUUAUGUUAUUGAUUUUGUUAGAUCAAGGUCUUGUUUAGGGUUUAAAUUUGGGAUGAACUUUGAUGGUUCAAUGAGAUGUUUUUGUUCCCAUGAAUUGAUGCCGAGUUGUUGUUAGUUUGAUUCUGAACAUGAUAGCUCUAUAUAUGUAUGAUUUUCCUCUC